Messenger RNA from Seriola aureovittata, 2700 nucleotides. Its product is annotated as cleavage and polyadenylation specificity factor subunit 3-like. The transcript is spliced from 18 exons. Gene Ontology annotation, cellular component: mRNA cleavage and polyadenylation specificity factor complex. NCBI's taxonomy places the organism in Eukaryota, Metazoa, Chordata, Actinopteri, Carangiformes, Carangidae. The coding region runs from base 92 to 2206 and encodes 704 amino acids. The record is from RefSeq and is a predicted model, not a curated record. Gene Ontology annotation, molecular function: RNA endonuclease activity; 5'-3' exonuclease activity; RNA binding. Gene Ontology annotation, biological process: mRNA 3'-end processing by stem-loop binding and cleavage.
AAAGCCAAACUUCUGGACAGGCGCGUAGCAGCUAAAUCAGUGAUGAAUUAAAUGUUUUUGUGAAAUAUUCGUCUUGUUUGUUGAAGUAAACAUGGCAGCUAAACGUAAACCUGACACGGUUGUUCCCGCGGAGGAAAGUGACCAACUGCUCAUCCGCCCGCUAGGAGCAGGACAAGAGGUGGGACGAUCCUGCAUCAUCCUGGAGUUCAAGGGACGGAAGAUCAUGCUGGACUGUGGGAUCCAUCCUGGUCUUGAGGGAAUGGACGCUCUUCCCUACAUCGACCUGAUUGAUCCGGCUGAGAUUGACCUGCUGCUCAUCAGCCACUUCCACCUGGACCACUGUGGCGCUCUGCCCUGGUUCCUGCAGAAGACCAGUUUUAAAGGACGAACCUUCAUGACUCACGCCACCAAGGCCAUCUACCGCUGGCUGCUGUCCGACUACGUCAAAGUCAGUAACAUCUCAGCGGACGACAUGCUGUACACUGAGUCGGACCUGGAGGAGAGCAUGGAGAAGAUCGAGACCAUCAACUUCCACGAGGUGAAGGAAGUGGCUGGCAUCAAAUUCUGGUGUUACCACGCCGGACACGUCCUCGGAGCCGCCAUGUUCAUGAUCGAGAUCGCCGGCGUCAAGUUGUUGUACACAGGAGAUUUCUCCCGUCAGGAGGACAGACAUCUGAUGGCAGCCGAGAUCCCCAGUGUCAAACCAGACAUCCUCAUCACAGAGUCGACGUACGGGACUCACAUCCACGAGAAGCGAGAGGAGAGAGAGGCUCGUUUCUGCAACACCGUCCACGACAUCGUGAACAGGGAGGGGCGAUGUCUGAUCCCCGUCUUCGCUCUGGGACGAGCCCAGGAGCUGCUGCUCAUCCUGGACGAGUACUGGCAGAACCACCCGGAGCUCCACGACAUCCCCAUCUACUACGCUUCGUCUCUGGCCAGGAAGUGCAUGGCUGUGUACCAGACCUACAUCAACGCCAUGAACGACAAGAUCCGCAAGGCCAUCAACAUCAACAACCCCUUCGUCUUUAAACACAUCAGCAACCUGAAGAGCAUGGAUCACUUUGACGACAUCGGCCCCAGCGUGGUGAUGGCGUCUCCCGGUAUGAUGCAGAGCGGCUUGUCCAGAGAGCUGUUUGAGAGCUGGUGCACUGACAAGAGGAACGGCGUCAUCAUCGCUGGAUACUGCGUGGAGGGAACACUCGCCAAGCACAUCAUGACGGAGCCAGAUGAGAUCGCCACCAUGUCGGGUCAGAAGCUUCCCCUGAAGAUGUCAGUGGACUACAUCUCCUUCUCUGCUCACACCGACUACCAGCAGACCAGCGAGUUCAUCAGAGCGCUCAAACCCCCUCACGUGAUUCUGGUCCAUGGCGAGCAGAACGAGAUGGCCCGUCUGAAGGCGGCUCUGAUCCGCGAGUACGAAGACAACGACGAGGUUCACAUCGAAGUCCACAACCCGCGAAACACAGAGGCCGUGACGCUGAACUUCAGAGGAGAGAAACUGGCCAAGGUGAUGGGCUCUCUGGCUGACAAAAAGUGUGCUCAGGAUCAGAGGAUUUCCGGGAUCCUCGUCAAGAGAAACUUCAGCUAUCACAUCCUGACACCCUCCGACCUCUCCGACUACACAGAUCUGUGUAUGGGCACAGUGAAGCAGACCCAAGCCAUCCCAUACAGCGGACCCAUCUCCCUGCUGGUCAGCCAGCUACGAAGCCUCGCAGGAGACGUGGAGCAGGUGGAGGGAGCAGAGAAGAUCACCGUCAGGAUCUUUAAGAGCAUCACUCUGGUUCACGAGGCCGGCAUGGUGCUGCUGGAGUGGAUCGCCAACCCGCUCAACGACAUGUACGCCGACGCCAUCACCACAGUGAUCCUGGAGGUCCAGUCCAACCCCACAGCCCAGAAAUUUAUUGAAGGCAGGAAGGAAACCUUCGACAUGGAGCUGUUUGUCGAGAGACUGGAGCUCAUGCUGCACGACAUGUUCGGGGACGACUGUGUGAAUUUCAAAGACGGUAAAAACCUGAGCGUGACGGUGGACGGAGUCACUGCGUUCAUCGACCCAGAGACCAGAUCUGUGACCUGCACAGAGGACGAGUCUCUGAGGGAGAUGGUGGAGGUCGCCAUCCAUCGACUCUACGACGCUCUCAGCCCCGCCUUCUCCCCGCGCCCGCUCUGUGAUGUCAGCAGCAGCAACACCUUGUCAUCAGUGAUGUAGAUGAUGAUGAUGAUGAUGAACUGAUGUUUGCCUUCUUGGUAACACUUUAAGUCCCUGUAUUGAUCACCAAUAAUCAGUAUAUAAAGAUGAUAUGUGGUUUCUGUAGCUGUCAUCAGAUCAGUGUUUGUUUGUGAACAGCACAUCAGUGGAGGCUGCUGUAUGAACAUAAUGACAUAGAACAAAUACUGAACAUUAAUAAGCACCUAUUCAACAUGUUUUUAUAUCUGCUAACAGACAUUAUACUCUGUUAUAAACCAUUUAUUUCUUUAUAUACUGGUAACAAAGGCUUAACACAGGGACUUUAAUUGAAGUGUUAUGAGCUUCUUUAACAAAGACAAACUCUUUGUUGGAAACAUGAUUCCAAAGGAAUCAGCUUCAGGAGACGGACCACCAAUAAUUGUUGUUAUUGUUUUUGUACUUGAUUUGUCUAUGAAACAAAUGUCAUGUCACAAUUUGUUUUCUUUAUGAGGAAAAUAAAUAUUUGUCCAGUGAGA